AUGGAGCCCCCUCCCUCUGUCAACCAGCAGCAACAGCAGCAACCGGCUCAGGCCUACCCUAAUGUGAACCCCUACCCCGCCGGACCCGUCGACGGUUCGGCCCCCGGUCCUAGCGGUUCGCCUAUGCCCGCCGCCGGUCCUGGUGCUGGCUUCCCCAUGCGUUCGGGAUUAGCUGGCAUGCAGCCCCACAGCAUGUCUUCGCCGCCCAACAUGGUCCCCGGCUCCGGUGCUGGUCUCCGCGGCGGCCUGCCUGAGGAGAAGAACGUCUUUGAGAUGGUUCGUGACAACACGAAUGUUUACGCCCGGAAAUUCCAAGGCCUUCUCGACAGGUCCACUCCUCACAUGAUGGAGCGCUGGGCUUUUACCGGAUUCCUCUUUUUCUGCUUCUCGCUCGUCGUUGUGCUCCGCCAGGGAUGGUACAUUGUCAUGUACGCCCUCGCCAUCUACAUCCUCAACCUCUUCCUCGCUUUCCUGCAGCCUCGGUUCGACCCGAGUCUCGCCGACGACCUCGCCCAGGAGGACGUCGAGGAGGGUGCCCCCGGACUGCCGGGUAGCGAGCCCAAGUCCCCCGGCGGCAUCCGUGGUCUCCUGUCCGGAUUCUCUAACGGAGGUGACGACGAGGAGUUCCGCCCCUUCAUCCGCCGCCUUCCGGAGUUCAAGUUCUGGUACUCGGCGACCAAGGCCACUACUAUUGCUCUCCUCUGCACCAUCACCCGUGCUACGGACGUUCCCGUUUACUGGCCCAUCCUUCUCGUGUACUUCUGCACGCUCUUCGCCCUUACCAUGCGCCGCCAGAUUCAGCACAUGAUCAAGUACCGUUACAUCCCUUGGGACCUCGGUCGCAAGCAGCGCUACGGUGGCAGGAAGUAA
This is a messenger RNA of Trichosporon asahii var. asahii CBS 2479, 870 nucleotides long. Its product is annotated as ER to golgi family transport-related protein. The transcript has 4 exons. Lineage: Eukaryota; Fungi; Basidiomycota; Tremellomycetes; Trichosporonales; Trichosporonaceae. The record is from RefSeq and is a predicted model, not a curated record. Gene Ontology annotation, biological process: retrograde vesicle-mediated transport, Golgi to endoplasmic reticulum; protein retention in ER lumen. Bases 1 to 870 code for a protein of 289 amino acids. Gene Ontology annotation, cellular component: Golgi membrane.